AUGACAACGGCGACUCUAGCGCAAGGCGGAAGCAUCCGGGCUACUACGCAUCCAUUCCCGCAUCCAGGGGAUGGGAUGACGCAAUACGCACAUCAGCACAACCUGUAUGACUUCUUCAGCGCCUCCGACAACAGCGAUCACAAUGAUGAUGAUGAUGAUGAUGACGAUGAUGAUGAUGAUGAUGGCAACGCAAGCAGUGAUGCUGUUGUUGCUGGCAUGGGCGAUACUGCCACUACUGCUACGACUGCUGCCACUGCUACGACUGGAACGACUGGUGUUGCUGAUGCUGCUGAUGAUGACGAUGAUGAUCGGCCUCACGGUUACGAUGCUUGGGCCAACAGCGGGCGAUUCGAUCGUGAAUAUGACGAAGCGAGCAGCGUUGGGCCUGGCGGGCGGCUGGAUGACGAGCAAGGCGGUGGGUGGGCAAGCAUGUCCACGAGCAUCAACAUCGAGACGCCGCAGCAGGUGUUCUUUGAGGGCCACGACUUUCGCGUGUUGCGGCUGCGGUGGGAGGAGGCGUCCAUCUUCCUCAUGGAGGGCGAAAACAACAUCAAGUUUGACCUGCACCCGGCAAACAAGCGCGAGCUCGUCGCCUUUCUCCGCGUGCACAGCACCAUCCUCAAGCUGCUUGACCUCUUUGCCGCCCUCUUUAUCAUGGCGCUGGCCAUAUGCGAGUGGCCCGCUGUCCGGACGCCGUUUGGUGUGCUCCCACCGCGCCAGCAGUCGCUGGUUGAGCUUGGCUGCCUGCUUGUGCUGCUGGUCAAGCCGUUCUUCACCAUGCAGUGGCUUGGCGUGCGCCGCAUGCUGCUGCGCUCGCGCGGGUGGAUUCGCGUGGGCAUCAUCCUGGCCGCGGGCAUCGAGUGUGUUGUCAUGCUCAUCCAGAACGACUUCCACUUUCGCAUUACCCGCAUGUUUCGCUCCUUCUUCCUCAUCGACAGCCCGUACAACACUGGCAUGCGGCGCGUGCUGCGCGAAAUCCUGCAGGCGCUCCUGCCCAUCUUGGAUGUGCUCCUCCUCUACAUGUUCUUCAUCUUCAUCUUUGCUGUUAUCGCCUUUUAUGCGUUUGCGGGCGUGAGUGAUGACUGGUCCUUUGCCACGCUCAAGGACUCGUUUGUCAGCCUGUUUGUGCUGGUCACCACCGCCAACUACCCCGACAUCAUGAUGCCGGCCUACAGCCAGUCCCCUUGGGCGUUUCUCUUCUUCUUCGCCUACCUCGUCAUCUGCCUCUACUUCCUUCAGAACCUCCUCCUCGCUGUGGUCUACGAUCAGUUUCGCAACCAGGAGCUCAUCAAGUUCAAGAAGCUCUUCUACCACAAGCGCCAGGGCAUCAGACUCGCGUACCGGCUGCUGAAGGAUGACCGGUGUGGAGGCAUCCCAUACAGCAGUUUCCGCGGCAUGAUGCGCUUUCGACGCCCGCGCGCACGCGAUAUCGACGUUCGCCUCCUCUUCCUCGCACUCAACAAGAGCAACUCCGACGCCCUGAAUCUCGAGGAAUUUUACAGCUUCUAUGAUGCAGAGAAUCUAACGUGGGAGAAGACGCCUUCCGAGGUGCACCCGGCAGAGAGCCACGUGGCGUAUGAGCGGCGGCGGUGGAAGCGGUGGUUGAAUGCGCUCGAGAGCGGAAUCGGACGCGCCGUCCGCCAUCCACAUUUCGAAACGCUUGUUGACGUCGUCGUCGUCGUGAACACGGUUGUGAUUGUGUACAACGCGACAAUCACGGAUUCCCACCACGCCCACAAGGGCAGCUUUGCCCGCAUUGAGGAGGCGGAUUUUGCGUUUCUCGCAUUCUAUUGGGUGGAGAUUGCCCUCAAACUCUUCACGCUGGGGCCGCUUGCAUACUUUCGCAGCGGCUGGAACCAGUUUGACUUUAUCGUGACGCUGCUGGGAACAGUGGGCGUAUUCGUGCGUGUGCAAAUUAGCCUCUUUGUUUCGCUUCGACAGCUCCGUGUGCUGCGUCUCUUCAAAGUCAAGCGCCGCUUUCGCCAGGUCCUGGGUACAAUCUUGAGCCUCAUCCCGAGUCUGGCAAGCAUGGUCAUGGUUCUCUUCACUGUGUUCUACUCGUUCUCCGUCCUGGGCAUCGACCUCUAUGCCGGCAAAAUAUACAAGGGCUGCUGCGGCCCCAUGUUCAGCGGUGAAACGAGUUCGCAACGCUACUACCUCAACAACUUUGACAACAUCUUCCGCAGCUUUGUGACGCUGUUUGAGCUGAUGGUGGUCAACAACUGGUUCAUCAUCAUGGAUGGUGUUGUGCACGUCACCAGCGAGUGGUCGCGCAUCUACUUCAUGCUCUUCUACAUCAUCGUCGUGAACAUUGUGCUGAAUGUGGUGAUUGCGUUUGUGUUGGAGACGUUCCGGUCCCGCAUGAACUUUGAGCGAACAUUUGACGAGGAACUUGGACCGGAGAGCCUGGCGGAGGCGGAGGUGGUGAUGACGGCUGGCGAAGCGCUGCGGUUCACGCGUGACACACGCGUGGAGAACAGACUCAGGCGCAUGGGCGAAACACACUGGGUGCGGUUUGUUGGGCGGCGGCCAAAGACGAUGGAAGACUGUCAAGUCAGACUCUUCCAAGCAGAAGUGAAAUCCUGGGCAGAUCGCGACCAAGUGCUGCGCACAAGCAUGAUCCCGACUGGCCGGCGCGCGGACGGCGAUGUGCGGGUUGGGCGCCCGCGCCGCGUUAUGGCACUGCACACCUCCCUCGAUGCAGUUGGCAGCACACGCGAGCCCACGAACGUGCUCACUGCCAUCAUGGGCGAUGCCGUGGAGAGGAUACCGUGGGCGUUUCCAUCGCAGCAGCGGCUGAUUCUGGACGCGGUGGGGCGGAGGCACGUGCUGCCUGUGGCGGGUGGUAUUGGCGGCGGUGUUGGUGAUGAUGACGAUGAUGAUGGUGGUGGUGGUGAUUUUGAUGAGGACUUUGAUGAUGACGGCAACGCGUAUGGUGAAGAUGCAUUUGGUGUCGGUGUGGGUGGUGGUGUGGGUGGCGUGAGCGUCAACAGCGUCUUUCGUGAUGGUGGUGGUCGACUGCGGAGGAGGAGAAGAGCACGACGGCAGCGCGGGGUGCUGUCUCCGUUGUCUGAAGGCAGCGAGACUGCUUUCACCGAAACCACCGACGACGACGACGACGAUGAUGGCGAUGGUGUUGGUGGUGUUGGUGGUGGUGUGCAGCCACGAGGUGGGCGUUGUGCUGUGCCGGUCACAGACGCAACAGGCAACCAACGCCACGGUGCUGGUGCUGGUGAUGACGAUGACGAUGAAGUGGUACAAUCAUUGCUGGCUCGUGCACAGCGGCUGUCAGGGGGCCAGCGCGCUGCAUUCGUCCGCGCCCUCACACACGGGCACCAGGAGCAGCGACAACACACACAAUGACAACAACAACAACAGCAACAACAGCAGCAGCAGCAACAACACGAACAACAUCAACAAGAACCAGCAGCAGUAGUGCUGGUUGUGGGUUUGCUUGUCACGUGUCGCGUCAGUUUGUAAGC
Messenger RNA from Salpingoeca rosetta, 3482 nucleotides. RefSeq lists its product as uncharacterized. The coding region runs from base 1 to 3363 and encodes 1120 amino acids. Lineage: Eukaryota; Choanoflagellata; Craspedida; Salpingoecidae. The record is from RefSeq and is a predicted model, not a curated record. The transcript has 14 exons. Gene Ontology annotation, biological process: monoatomic ion transport; transmembrane transport. Gene Ontology annotation, molecular function: voltage-gated channel activity; monoatomic ion channel activity. Gene Ontology annotation, cellular component: lysosomal membrane; endosome membrane.